AUGUACACAGUUAGUUCGGGCUAUCAUCUUGCUUCUGAUCUUGAUGCAGUGGAUCAAAGUUCUAGUUCUCGUGUUCACUCUUCUUGGUGGAAAUUCUUUUGGUCAUUGCAACUCCCGCCGAAAGUUAAAAUUUUUGCUUGGAAAGCUGUCCAUGAUGCUCUUCCUGUUGCAAUUUUGCUGGUCAAAAGGAAAGUGAUUACUGACUCUACAUGCUCGGUCUGUAAACAAGCUUGGGAAUCGGUUGGACAUGCCCUUUUUCAUUGCCGGUAUGCUCGAGCUGUUUGGCGUAACUCGAGUCUGAGUUUUGACUGGCGUCUUGCUGCUACAAUGCAGAAAGGUGAUUAUAUUUUUCACCUUUCAUCAAUACUUUCAAAGGCUGAAAUGGAGCAACUUUUCUGUACUCUUUGGACCAUAUGGAAUGAGCGCAACCGUGUUGUUCAUGGUCAAAAAGCACGGCCAGCAUCUGGUUUAGCUUCCUUUGCUGCAACUUACCUUUUGAAUUAUCGAAAUGCUCAACAGAGGCACGGUACAGCUGCAACACCUGCUGCAACUGCACAUCAGCAGCCACACCAGACCACGGCUACAGCAGCAUCGCCUCCUAGCUUGAAUCCUCGGCCCUCUUUGCAGGCUGUUCCUGCAGCUCAGCUUUGGCGACCACCAGAUUUCAACCUUUUAAGUUGA
Cannabis sativa is the source of this 681-nucleotide messenger RNA. RefSeq lists its product as uncharacterized. The coding region runs from base 1 to 681 and encodes 226 amino acids. The record is from RefSeq and is a predicted model, not a curated record. The transcript has a single exon. NCBI's taxonomy places the organism in Eukaryota, Viridiplantae, Streptophyta, Magnoliopsida, Rosales, Cannabaceae.